Messenger RNA from Nelumbo nucifera (sacred lotus), 2689 nucleotides. RefSeq names its product phosphate transporter PHO1 homolog 3-like. The record is from RefSeq and is a predicted model, not a curated record. Gene Ontology annotation, molecular function: phosphate transmembrane transporter activity; inositol hexakisphosphate binding. Gene Ontology annotation, biological process: phosphate ion transport; cellular response to phosphate starvation. Gene Ontology annotation, cellular component: plasma membrane; cytoplasm; trans-Golgi network. Lineage: Eukaryota; Viridiplantae; Streptophyta; Magnoliopsida; Proteales; Nelumbonaceae.
AUGAAGUUCGGCAAGGAAUUUGCUUCACAGAUGGUGCCGGAGUGGCAGGAAGCCUACAUGGACUACAACUAUCUCAAGUCCCUACUCAAAGAUAUCCAACGCUUCAAGCAAAGAAACAAGUCGCCAGCGGGGGCUACAUCGGCUUCCCUCCUAAAGCGAAAGAUGUCUUUGUACAGGGCGUUCAGCGGGCUAACGCAGAGGCACCAUGGUGUGAAGAUCUCCCCCAACCGAGAAGACAAUAAUAUUGAUCAUCAGGACCAUGUGAUACUUGUGAAGGCAGCGCAGGGAGAGGGAUCCGAGGGGUGCUACCGGACUGAUUUUUGCAAGCUGUCCGACGAAGGAGGAGAGUACGAGCUGGUGUUCUUGAGGAGGCUUGAUGACGAGUUGAACAAAGUGAACAAGUUUUGCAGGUCUAAAACGGAGGGGAUGUUGAAAGAGGCCGCCAUGUUGAAUAAACAGAUGGAAGCGUUUAUAGCAUUUCGGAUUAAAGUGGAGAAGCCCACGCUGUCGCUGGGGUUGGACGAAACCGCCGAGAUCAGUCGUCUUGCUUCAGAUGUCGCUACCUCCGCCGCUACUGUCACAGCCUCCAGUCCCUCCGGUGCUAGAAGAACCACUACUGCUGCAGCAAGGCACAUGGAUGUCAUAGAAGAAGCUGAAGCUAGUAACAGAGGAAGUUCAUCAGAAGAGUUGGUUGAGGUUGAGGAAACAGCUGACAUCAUCAGCCAAACCAAAAUUAUCCAUCAUGUUAUCCAUAAAAAGAAGCCGAACAGUAUUGUCAAAGCUAAUAGACCAGCUCCACUAGAUGUCCUUAACCAGGUGAAGAUCAUCAACCCACUGGAGUCUCCUGUGUCCAUGUUAAAAGGCGUCAUCAAACUCUCCAAAGGUUCAGAGUUGAAUUUCAGAAAACGGGAGCUCAAGAGAAUUCAGGAACAACUGAAGCGGGUUUUUGUUGAGUUUUAUCAUAAACUUCGACUCCUCAAGAGCUACAGCUUUAUCAAUCUUUUGGCCUUCUCAAAGAUCAUGAAGAAAUUUGACAAGGUGACCUCACGAAGUGCAUCAGGAGCUUACAUGAAAGUGCUUGAUAACUCCUACCUCGGCAACUCUGAUGAGGUGUCUAAGCUCAUGGAGAGGGUGGAAGCUACAUUCAUCAAGCACUUCGCAAACUCCAACCGCAGUAGAGGCAUGAACAUCUUGAGACCCAAGGCAAAGCCAGAAAGGCAUAGAGUAACCUUUUCUGUGGGUUAUCUUAGCGGCUGUGUAACGGCUCUCAUAGUAGCCAUUGCUAUCAUUAUACGUCUCAGGCAUAUCAUAGAAAAGAAAGAGGGUACUCAGUACAUGGAUAACAUGUUUCCACUAUACAGCUUGUUUGGAUUCAUAUUCCUACAUAUGGUCAUGUACGCCGGGAAUAUACACUUCUGGACGCGAUACCGAGUCAAUUAUUCAUUCAUAUUUGGUUUGAAGCAAGGAACCGAGUUGGGUUAUCGAGAAGUCUUGCUCCUCGCCUUUGGUCUUGCAGUUCUUGCACUUGGCACUGUGAUCUCAAACCUGGACAUGGAGAUGGAUCAAGAAACAAAGGACUACGGCAACAGUGAACUACUGCCACUGGGACUAGUUAUUCUUCUACUUGUCAUAGCAUUCUGCCCAUUCAACAUCAUAUAUCGAUCAAGCCGCUUCUUCCUACUUAGGUGUGCAUUCCACUGCCUGUGUGCUCCUCUCUACAAGGUCACCCUCCCAGAUUUCUUCUUGGCAGACCAGCUUACUAGCCAGGUCCAAGCUAUCAGAAGCCUGCAAUUCUAUCUCUGCUACUAUAUCUGGGGAGACUACAAACACCGACGAAACGCUUGCAAACAAAGUGAAAUUUAUAAAGUUUUCCUUUACAUUGUCGCCGUGAUUCCAUAUUGGUGCCGCUGCCUUCAGUGCAUCCGGCGCUGGAUUGAAGAAAAGGACCGAAUGCAAGGAUACAACGCCCUGAAGUACUUCUCAACUGUUCUAGCUGUUGUCAUGAGAACAGCUUACAGCCUUUCAGAAGGAAUGACUUGGAGAAUCAUGGCUGUGGCCACUUCAAUCGUCUCAGCAAUUGUGAGUACAUACUGGGACCUGGUUUUUGAUUGGGGGCUUCUGCAACGUCGCUCGAAGAACCCAUGGUUGAGAGACAAGCUUCUCAUCUCACGGCAAGGUGUUUAUUUUGGAGCCAUGAUAUUGAAUGUGCUGCUGAGAUUUGCGUGGCUGCAAACUGUGUUGCCUCUGAAGGUGCCUUUCUUACACAGAGAAGCCUUAGUUGCAAUCUUUGCCAGCUUAGAGAUCAUUCGUCGUGGCAUAUGGAAUUUCUUCAGGUUGGAGAAUGAGCACUUGAACAAUGUUGGAAAAUAUCGUGCUUUCAAAUCAGUACCACUCCCCUUCAGUUAUGACGAGGACGAAGACAGGGAUGAGUAGGAAGACUGAAUACAGAAAGCCCACAAGCAAAUCUUUACUAUUUUCCGUGGCAAAAUCCUUAAAAAUUAAACACAACAACACACAGAACCAAAAGCAAAGCUUGUAGAAUUGAAUAUGUAAGGUACAUUUGUAAGCGGUACAACAAAACAAAUUUCUCUGUUUAGACAUUGCUCGAACUUGUGACUUAUGUCACUUGCAAUGUAUUACGACAAAUCAUAAAAAUUGAAUAAAUUCAUAACGGAUGGUAAUAGGAUCA